Messenger RNA from Sceloporus undulatus (fence lizard), 7113 nucleotides. It is a transcript of the gene ADGRG6, whose product is annotated as adhesion G protein-coupled receptor G6. Gene Ontology annotation, biological process: heart trabecula formation; cell surface receptor signaling pathway; myelination in peripheral nervous system. Gene Ontology annotation, cellular component: membrane. The transcript is spliced from 20 exons. The coding region runs from base 108 to 3968 and encodes 1286 amino acids. Gene Ontology annotation, molecular function: G protein-coupled receptor activity; laminin binding. The record is from RefSeq and is a predicted model, not a curated record. Lineage: Eukaryota; Metazoa; Chordata; Lepidosauria; Squamata; Phrynosomatidae.
UGGACUAUGGAGCUGUAAAAAUAGGCACUUCUAUUCCUGUGUCAGAAAAGGAUGGAGAGAAAUUAAAUUCAUUUGCACCAACAGUCACAUCAAGGAUUUCAGAAAAUAUGGAAAACACAGCUCAGUUGGAAACAAAAACAGACACACAUCCUUCUCUGAACCUAAGUGUGUCUAUAAAUGCCACAUCUACACUUCAUUUUCCUUUGACAUCAUUGGAAGUACCUAUGAUUCAACCUUCCUUGCAUUCUGACCAAUUUUAUGUAACAUUCAUCAAUGGACAGAAAGAUAGUUUAGCCAUGCAGCAAAUUCUAGAUAAAACCCCAUUUGCCUAUGCGAAUGCUUUGCAUUAUCAAACUGAAAUACUAACACUGUCUUUUGAGUCUUCAUGCUUAGACAGUGACUGCACAAGUUCAUCACCGAAUCCAAUAAAUGUGGAGAGUCUAUCACAAACUAUGAAUAUGGCUAGACAGGGUUAUGAGUUCACAAGAGCUUCUGAUUAUGUACAAGAGAAUAGCUACUCAUUUAAGAACAGUGGUUUUCUAGGAAAACAAAAUCUACAUAAAUAUAACUUGUUUAUAGAGAGGGUACCUUUGGAAAUGUUGCAAACUCAUAGUUAUAGACCUCAAAUAAAAGCAAGUUCGCAGUUUGGGAGCAACUCAGGAGCACUAAUGUUUUCUACACCAUUGCAAUCAAAAAGCCUUUUGAAUAACCUUGAUCAAAAUUUUCCUGGCUAUGGCUAUUCAUGGAAUGAAGAGCAAAACAUACAGAGAAGCCCACUAAAUGGACUCCUAACUAACAGUGAACAGCAAUCUGCAGAAGAUACAGAAAGUAGACUUACCCCUUCUCUUCAUCUGGAACAUGCAGAAAUGCUUGAUGGUCAAGUGGCUUAUAAAAGUAUUAGAUUUAAUAUAGAAACCACUGUCUCAGGAGACAAAUCAGUUUGGAAGAUACAUCACCAUUCCAGCAAGCAUAAUGAUAGUCCUGUUAAUAAAAGAUUAUCCUCCAAUAAUAUCCAGGGUAUUGAUUUGUUGUAUACAUGGAAAAUUUCACCAUCUUUGGAUUCUGAAAGAACAUUUACUCACUCUUCUUUUUUAGAAGUGCAUAAAAUUUCAGUGGUUACCAGCAUGUUAGUCCAGUCUUCUCCAUCUGUUGAAACUUUAAAACAUGUUAAUGAAAAUACAUUAAUUCACACAGAAAUGAUGUCUGGAAUUACAUUCCUUCAUAACACAGAAGUUCAAAACUCAGUAAAAGCAUCAGCUUAUGAAAAUCCUCUCACCAGUGUGGUGUCUGAAACAAAUCAAAGUAUUGUGCCUAAAAUAACACUGAAUCCUGAUAGCAGCUCUCCAAAAUUGCUUUUCUCUUGUUUUUUAUGUAACUCCUUCAAUGGGUUGGACUGCCCUUGUGGACCUGAGGUCAAGCACAGGGGGCUGUUCUACAGAAUUGCUUUUACAGUCUACAAUGAAAAAGACACUUCAGAAUCAAAUGUUCAGAAUGCAGUUGCCAGCUGGCUAAAUCACACCUUCCAGGAUUGGAAUUACACUGUUUAUGUGGUCAAUAUAAGUAUUCAACCAAGUGCUGUGAAAGACAGAGAGAGGGAAAAAAGAAACGUAGAUCAUCAGAGUUUUGAUGUUCGGGCUCUUUUGGUUUAUAAUUCUACCAACAAUAUAAGUUUAGAAGAACAAACCAUUGAGAAGAAACUCAAGAGCAAUAAUAUCAGUAUUGGGAAUGGUUGGAGAGUCAUGAAAGUAGAUGUUCAUCCCAUUGAAAAAUGUGAAAACGAAGAAAAUCCUCCAAAUUAUAUUUGGACAGAUACCAGACCCACAGUGACUGAAAGCAUACUUUGCCAUGGCAGUUCAACCCAAAUUGCAUCAAGAACAUGCUUUCUGAACCUGGAUAAUUACACAUCAUAUUGGGGUGCACCUGACCUUAGAAACUGUACAGAAAAUGCAGCAGACAUAGCCAAUCAGCUUCUCAAUCUCACGGGAGAAGGGCAACAGCUGACCUCAGACAAAGUCAAUGAUGUCAUCCAGAAACUUAAAAAAAUUGUUAAUGAUGAAGAAAUCAAUGAAUCUCUGGGUUCUACUGUAGUCACAAUAUUUUCUAAUAUUCUAACCAGUUCUGAUAGUGUUUUGGCAGCAUCAUCUUCAGAAGCUAUAAAGACCAUUGAUGCUUUAGCACUGAAAAUUCAGUUUACAGGACCCUCCAUGAGUAUCUCAGCAAAGAACUUGGCACUUGGUGUUUCCUCGCUGAAUUCAACUUCGUUCAGUGGCUCUUCCUUCAGUGUUGGUCCCCAGAACAAUACUUCAGACUUUCAGAUUGAUUUUCACAAAAACCAAGAAAAUUCCCUGGCCUCUGUUGCUUUGCCUCCGAGCUUAUUAAAGAAUUUAAGCCAAGAAGAUUUUGAAGCUGUAUCCAGGGCUCAGUUUACUUUCUUUAAUAAAAGUGGACUCUUCCAGGAUCCUGGAGAUAACACCAGUUUAAUCAGUUAUGUGGUGGCAUGCAGUAUUGGCAACAUUACUAUUCGUGAUCUCCAAGAUUCUGUAAAGAUUACAAUUAAGCAUACCAUUAAGAAGGACAAAACCCAGAAGACUUCUAAUCCUACCUGUGCUUUUUGGGAUAUGGACAAAAACAAGGGCCAAGGUGGAUGGAAUACCUUAGGCUGUGCUGUACAAACAGCAUCAAAGGAGGAUGAGACUGUUUGUUUAUGUUCUCAUCUUACACACUUUGGUGUACUGAUGGACCUACCAGGAACUGCUCCACAGAUAGAUCCUGAAAACACUAAAGUACUCACUUUCAUAACAUACAUUGGUUGUGGAGUAUCUGCCAUAUUUUCAGCUGCAACUCUUCUGACAUACAUUGCUUUUGAAAAAUUACGACGAGAUUAUCCUUCCAAAAUCCUAAUGAAUUUGAGCACAGCCUUGCUUUGCCUGAACUUGGCCUUCCUCCUUGAUGGCUGGAUUGCGUCAUUUGACAUAGAGGGCCUCUGCAUCGCUAUUGCUGCCCUUUUGCAUUAUUUCCUUCUAGCAACUUUUACAUGGAUGGGCUUGGAAGCAGUUCACAUGUAUAUAGCUCUAGUGAAAGUGUUCAAUACAUACAUUCGGCGAUACAUACUAAAAUUUUGCAUCAUUGGCUGGGGCUUGCCUGCAGUGGUAAUCAUCAUUGUUCUAGCAAGCACAAAUGCAAAUGCAAGUCUUAUUUACAACAAGGAUCUGUAUGGCAAAAAUGCUAAAGGGCAAGGUGGAGAUGAAUUCUGCUGGAUUAAGAACAACACUGUAUUUUAUGUUACCUGUGUUGGAUACUUCGGAAUUAUGUUUCUCAUGAAUAUUGCCAUGUUUGUUGUGGUAAUGAUGCAAAUCUGUGGGAGAAAUGGAAAACGUACCAAUCGAACUAUGCGGGAAGAGAUACUGAGAAACCUUCGUAGCGUUAUUAGCUUGACCUUCCUACUAGGAAUGACAUGGGGCUUUGCUUUUUUUGCCUGGGGACCACUGUAUCUUCCUUUUGUGUACCUCUUUUGUAUUUUCAACUCACUGCAGGGUCUAUUUAUAUUUAUAUUCCACUGUGCUAUGAAAGAAAAUGUGCAGAAACAAUGGAGACGACAUCUCUGUUGUGGUAGAUUCAGACUGGCAGACAACUCAGACUGGAGUAAAACAGCAACUAAUAUCAUUAAGAAGAGUUCAGACAACCUGGGGAAAUCCUUGUCUUCCAGUUCAAUUGGUUCUAAUUCAACCUAUUUGACUUCCAAAUCAAAGUCCACAUCUAAUACCUUUCUUAAAAGGAACAGUCAUUCUGACAAUGUUUUCCUUGACAAGCCUUCACCAAAAUACAUCCAAGUGGACACAGAGCAGAGUUCAAUUAUACCAGUUCACCAAGUUAUUGACAAAGUUAAGGGCUACUACAAUACUCAUUCAGAUGACUUCUAUAGAAACUUUAUAAUGUCAGACUCCUUAAGCCACAGCACAAAAUUCUGAGUUUCUGGACAUCUGGAACAAGAAAGUUCAAGAAGCAGCAUGAAGAUUCAAAAUGAUGAAGUAAAUACUACCAAAGUCUUCUGCUCCACCUAGCUAUUUGAACACUUAUUUAGCAUGUUCCUUUCAAACCCCCCCCCCCCCCACUAGUACCUAUUUUCUUUUGGAAAAAUAGAACAUCUAAUUGUUUUUUAUAUUUUUACACACACACUUGAUGCUGACUUUUUUUCAUCAGGACAGUUGUCUAAUAUCUGCUUUGUCUUGGUGGUAUAUUGGUUGUAUGCUGAUCCUAUCUGUAGCUUUACUGAGAAGAUCUUAAGAACCAGAACUAAAGUAUGUAGAGGAGAACUAUAAGCAUACUAUCAAGAUUUUUGCUGAAGAAAACUAUAAGCAUACUAUCAACAUCUUGCUUUCUCGAAGACUUUUCCUCUGUUAUGUCUUCACUUACAAGAAUAAUGAGCAUUCUUCUUUGAUGUACAGUGCUUGGGUUUCUACCCAGGAGAGUCAUCCUGCCAGCAGCACAGACAGAUUGGCAGAAUGAUCCCUCUCUCCCAUGGAGCCCCACCACCACCACCACAAAGUCCCUAGAUCUGUUGUGGGACUCUGUAUAGAGGAUUUAAAGUGAUGCAGGGAGAAAAGAGGAAAGGAAGGUCCAGUGCAUGAGCACAAGCCUCCUUGCACAAUGCUGGACAGAACCCUUGGUGUUUUAAGCAUUGUCUUUCCUCAAUCAAAGCAAAGAGCCCUGUUGUCACAGAUGUUUGUGUAUACAAACCAAAACUGUCUUCAGAUAAGAUUACCUUAAUUUUGCUUGCAUAGUCUGGGCCAUAUUUAUAACUUUGUGAAUAGAAGUAUCAAAGACUUAAAAUUCUAUGUGGAUGGAGGAGGGUGAGAAGAGUGUUUCUUUAGCUGUAGAAAUACUUAAUGAAGAAUUAAGUGUUAUAUAAAAAGUCUGCCUAGUCCUGGACCACAGGAAUUGGUCCAAAAGAUUACAUCACCUUUCCUAAUGUCUGUUUCUUAGUGUGCUCUGAAGUAUUAUUCAUAAACUUUCCUUGACUGAUUAUAACAGAUAAAAAGUUCAUAAUCUACUUCAUCAAAUAACUUCUUAUAUGUAUGAGAGUGUUAGGUUAGAAUGUGAACAGGAGUUUCCCCAUGGAUUCAGACAUGAGCCAUUCUGCACACACAUCUAUCCUUUAUAAAGAUGUGUUGUGGUUAUUGAGUAAGUGGAGAAGUCUAGUGAUUUGAGAUCACUGUGUCUUCAUAAAUCUGCCAACAGAACAUACUAUUAAUCUGUACACAUUUAUGGAUUAGGAACACAAGAAACUACUUUAUACUGAGUCAGGUCAUUUCUUCAUCUUGACCAAUGUUGUUCCACGUGGUCUCAGGCAGGAUUCUUUCCUAGAGACCUGCAGACUUCUAUUCCCUGGUAGUCUGUCAUGCAGAUAUUAACUAGGUCUGACUCUGCUUAACUUCCAAAAUCAAACUAGGUUAGGAAUAUUCAGGGCCAUAUGUUUGCCAUUCAAGACAUGCAAGUGCACUCAGAUGUUAUGAGUCCAUCAAAACAAAAGAGGUAUUUACAUUAAUGUUCUUAUUUUAUAAAACAUAGCACUUAUGCCACCAUUUAAAUUUCCUCCACAUUUUCAUAUAGCAUUCUGAAUUACAUCCUGUGGUUUCAGUAUGCAUACGUAGAUCCACUAAAGACAAUGUGCAUAAUCUUUACCUAGGAAAUGUAUUGUAAUAUUUAUUGUAUAUACAUACAUCAUAUUUUCCACUUGGAUGAAAUCUUUGGUUAAAUAGAAAUUUCUCAAGUAAAAAAAAAAGGAAGUGAAACACAAAACAUUUUUUGUCAUGACUCAGUUCCUCUUGUGAUAACCCUUCAGGUUUGCUUACUUGUCUGCCUCUCCAGAAGUUUACAAGACACUGUUCGGUUCCACCCACUCAGAAUUAAGUCCUUAAUUUGAAUACAAUAGGAUUUACUCGGAAGUUGGUUUCUAUAGAUUGGAGCCUUCAGAUUUUAGGCUCCCAUUACCAACUGGUCAGUUAUAGACUUCGCCUGUAUUGCCUGCUCCUAUUAUCUCUGUGUUGAUGUCUGCAAUAUAUUGUUCAAGAUUUUUAUAAUUCAUCACAACACUUUUCUUCUGCAUCACUCAUGUUUAACUGGACUUCUUUAUAUAUGUACUCCAAUUAAAUUGUCUAGUCCCUUGAAGUACAAACUGUUUAGUGCCUAUUCAGAAUUGACCUAAACCAAAUAUGUCAUAUCAAAUGCAUUGUGGAUCAGACUGAGUCUGAACUAUAUGAUGCCUGAUAAUGACAUUAAAUUAAGUCAGAAUCUAACUGAAUUAACAGUUUCAGCAGGGAGAAGAGCAAAAACUGUAUGUAAGCAUUGACAAAUUUUGUAUAGGAUUAUCUCUCUUUCUUAGUAGUUUUCAGAAAAUACAUUUAGUGUGACAUUUGUUUAGGGGAAAUUGCUUAAAGGGAAGGUUAAUUCUUUUGAACAAUUAGAAAUUAAUAAAAUUAAACAGUUAAAUAGAGGUUAAAAAGUAGAAUUUUACCAAGUCAAUCCCAGCUGCUGUGUGACCAUCCAAUGAAUAUAUAUUGCCUGUAUUUUCACUAUACUAAGAAUAUCUUUUGCUUUUACUACCAUGUAGUAAUGGUAUACUAUCUAUUUCAAAUAUGCAUUUUUCCAGAGCUGUUUUUCACCCUUUCCCAAGGUAAAUCUUUGGCUUUCUUGUUGGCAUAGUAUCACCUCCUUUGUAUAUAAUUAUUUAUUUUUGAGGUUUAAAAUAUGUCAACAUAGCGUUAGCUGCAUAUUGGCUAUUCUUGUGAUUACUUGCAUCUAGUUCACAAUAAGAAAAGUAGAAAAAUCAUCUCUCAUAUAUAUAUAUUCUACUUUCUAUGUGAAAACUGUAUUGUCUGUGAUAUGGUUCAGCAGCAUGAGAGGAAAAGUGAUGUAAUUUCAAAUGCUAACUAAUGAGCACUAGUGUGAUGGAUUUAGAGUCUGACCAAAGCAGAGAUACUCAAAGUAUUUUAGUUGUUAGUAUGCCAAAUAAUUAUUCUUUUUAAUGUGAGCAGUUCUUUCUCUGUUGCUCUAUUGUGCAUGAGCAACAAAAUCAUCUGGUGGGAUGCUGGAGAAUAAACCUGCUAUUUGUUA